GUUUAUGAGUGCGCAGAGCCUCUGCCUGGGGCGGGUCCCGGGGUGAGUCCUCGGAGCGUGGGGGGCACCCCGUGUGGGCCUGUGGGCGGGGCCAGCUGCGGCUCCUUUUCCCUCCGUGCCUUUGUUUUCCUCCAGCGACUGACGCUGCUCCUCUCGCCUCAUGGUUCGAGUGCGCCCGCCCGGGACGCUGGGAACGCGGGCGCUGGCGGGAAGACCAGACGUCGUCCCUGGGCCCCCAUGGGGCACCGUCCUGUCCCUCCAGUGCAGUUGACCUUCCUUUCUGGAAUGUUCCUGCCUAGAGAAAGUCUCGUGGAGAAACACUCUCCGUCUCGAGGAGCCCGGCGACGGCUUCGUGCGGCUGUGGUCACCCAGAUGUUGCCCCCGAUAGCACACUGGUGGAGCAGGCCCGGGCCAAGUACCGCCAGCGUCUCCUGUCUCCGCCGGAUCUCGGUGAGAGACGGACUUUCUGGCCGAGACCAGCCCGUGGAGCUGCUGAAUCCUGCCCGCGUGAACCACAUGCCCAGCUCGGUGGACGUGGCCACGGCGCUGCCCCUGCAAGCGGCCCCCUCGGCAGUGCCCAUGGACCUGCGCCUGGACCACCCGUUCUCGCUGCCCGUGGCGGAGCCGGCCCUGCGGGAGCAGCAGCUGCAGCAGGAGCUCCUGGCGCUGAAGCAGAAGCAGCAGAUCCAGAGGCAGCUGCUCAUCGCCGAGUUCCAGCGGCAGCACGAGCAGCUCUCGCGGCAGCACGAGGCCCAGCUGCACGAGCACAUCAAGCAGCAGCAGGAGAUGCUGGCCAUGAAGCACCAGCAGGAGCUGCUCGAGCACCAGCGGAAGCUGGAGCGGCACCGCCAGGAGCAGGAGCUGCAGAAGCAGCACCGCGAGCAGAAGCUGCAGCAGCUCAAGAACAAGGAGAAGGGCAAAGAGAGCGCCGUGGCCAGCACAGAAGUGAAGAUGAAGCUGCAAGAGUUUGUCCUCAAUAAAAAGAAGGCUCUGGCCCACCGGAGCCUGAACCCCUGCAUCUCCAGCGACCCCCGCUACUGGUACGGGAAGACGCAGCACAGCUCCCUGGACCAGAGCUCCCCGCCCCAGAGCGGGGUGUCGGCCUCCUACAACCACCCGGUCCUGGGCAUGUACGACGCCAAGGACGACUUCCCCCUCAGGAAGACAGCCUCCGAGCCCAACCUGAAGCUGCGCUCGCGGCUAAAGCAGAAGGUGGCCGAGAGGCGGAGCAGCCCGCUGUUACGCAGGAAGGACGGGCCGGUGGUCACUGCCCUGAAGAAGCGCCCGCUGGAUGUCACAGACUCCGCCUGCAGCAGCGCCCCCGGCUCCGGGCCCAGCUCGCCCAACAACAGCUCCGGGAGCGUCAGCGCCGAGAACGGGAUCGCGCCCGCCGUGCCCAGCGUCCCGGCCGAGGUCAGUUUGGCGCACAGACUCGUGACGGGAGGCUCGGUGGCUCCACUCCCUCUCUACACGUCGCCCGUCCUUGCCCAACAUCACUUUGGGGGCUGCCCCGCCACAGGUCCUUUGGCCGGCGCGGCCGGCCAGCAGGAUGCCGAGAGACUCGCCCUCCCGGCCCUCCAGCAGAGGAUCCCCCUCUUCCCCGGCACCCACCUGGCUCCCUACCUGAGCACCUCGCCCCUGGAGCGGGACGGGGCGGCGCACAACCCCCUCCUGCAGCACAUGGUCCUCCUGGAGCAGCCGCCCGCGCAGACGCCCCUGGUCACAGGCCUGGGAGCCCUGCCCCUCCACGCACAGUCGCUGGUCGGCGCGGACCGGGUGUCCCCCUCCAUCCACAAGCUGCGACAGCACCGCCCGCUGGGGCGCACGCAGUCGGCGCCGCUGCCGCAGAACGCGCAGGCCCUGCAGCACCUGGUGAUCCAGCAGCAGCACCAGCAGUUCCUGGAGAAACACAAGCAGCAGUUCCAGCAGCAGCAGCUGCACAUGAGCAAGAUCAUCCCCAAACCCAGCGAGCCGGCCCGGCAGCCCGAGAGCCACCCCGAGGAGACCGAGGAGGAGCUCCGCGAGCACCAGGCCCUGCUGGACGAGCCGUACCUGGAGCGGCUGCCGGGGCAGAAGGAGGCGCUCGCGCUGGCCGGCGUGCAGGUCAAGCAGGAGCCCAUCGAGAGCGAGGAGGACGAGGCGGGGCCCCCUCGGGAGGCAGAGCCAGGCCUGCGCCAGCCCACGGAGCAGGAGCUGCUGUUUAGACAGCAAGCCCUCCUGCUGGAGCAGCAGCGCAUCCACCAGCUGAGGAACUACCAGGCGUCCAUGGAGGCCGCCGGCAUCCCUGUGUCCUUCGGCGGCCACAGGCCCCUGUCCCGGGCGCAGUCCUCGCCCGCGUCCGCCACCUUCCCCGUGUCCGUGCAGGAACCGCCCACCAAGCCACGGUUCACGACAGGCCUGGUGUACGACACGCUGAUGCUGAAGCACCAGUGCACGUGCGGCAACACCAACAGCCACCCCGAGCACGCCGGGAGGAUCCAGAGCAUCUGGUCCCGCCUGCAGGAGACCGGCCUCCGCGGCAAGUGCGAGAGCAUCCGCGGACGGAAGGCCACGCUGGAGGAGCUGCAGACGGUGCACUCGGAAGCACACACCCUCCUCUACGGCACAAACCCCCUCAACAGGCAGAAACUGGACAGUAAGAAACUUCUAGGCUCUCUGACCUCGGUGUUCGUCCGGCUCCCCUGUGGCGGCGUCGGGGUGGACAGCGACACCAUUUGGAACGAGGUGCACUCGUCGGGGGCCGCCCGCCUGGCCGUGGGCUGCGUGGUGGAGCUGGUCUUCAAGGUGGCCACGGGGGAGCUGAAGAAUGGCUUUGCUGUGGUCCGCCCCCCGGGACACCACGCCGAGGAGAGCACGCCCAUGGGCUUCUGCUACUUCAACUCCGUGGCCGUGGCAGCCAAGCUGCUCCAGCAGAGGCUGAACGUGAGCAAGAUCCUCAUCGUGGACUGGGACGUGCACCACGGCAACGGCACGCAGCAGGCUUUCUACGGCGACCCCAGCGUCCUGUACGUGUCGCUGCAUCGCUACGACGACGGGAACUUCUUCCCGGGCAGUGGGGCGCCUGACGAGGUGGGCACGGGGCCCGGCGUGGGCUUCAACGUCAACAUGGCUUUCACCGGCGGCCUCAACCCCCCCAUGGGAGACACCGAGUACCUGGCGGCCUUCAGGGCCGUGGUCAUGCCGAUCGCCAGCGAGUUCGCCCCGGACGUGGUGCUGGUGUCGUCGGGCUUUGACGCCGUGGAGGGACACCCCACGCCGCUCGGGGGCUACAACCUCUCUGCCAAAUGUUUCGGGUACCUGACGAAGCAGCUGAUGGCCCUGGCGGGCGGCCGCGUCGUGCUGGCGCUGGAGGGCGGCCACGACCUGACAGCCAUCUGCGACGCCUCGGAAGCCUGCGUCUCCGCGCUGCUGGGCAACGAGCUUGACCCCCUUCCGGACAAGGUCUUGCAGCAGAGGCCCAACGCCAACGCCGUGCGGUCCAUGGAGAAGGUCGUGGAGAUCCACAGCAAGUACUGGCGCUGCCUGCAGCGCACACCCUCCACGGUGGGGCACUCCCUGGUCGAGGCGCAGAAGUGCGAGAACGAGGAGGCCGAGACGGUCACCGCCAUGGCCUCGCUCUCCGUGGGCGUGAAGCCCAGCGAGAAGAGGCCGGAGGAGGAGCCCAUGGAGGAGGAGCCGCCCCUGUAGCCUCUCCCGGAGCCGCCGGUCUCCUGUUUGUCCGUCUCUGUCUUGAAGCUCAGCCGAGAAACUUUCCCGAGCGGCGCCUGAGUCCCGCCCCGCGUGCUCUCGGAGCGCCCAGGGACGCCAGCCCGCAGCAGCGACGGGAAGCCUUUCUGCCGACGGAGCCCGGGCUCCAGACGCACACGCUCACCCCGGCGUGGCAGCCGCGGGACAGACGCCGGCGCCGCGUGCACACGCACAGCCGCGGGAGCCAAGCACACUCGGCGGUCCCGGGAUGCCGCGAAGACAGCGGCCUGCGGCGGUCGCCGAAUCCAGGUGACACGAGGACAAGAAAAUGAGAAUCAAAGAUCUAACGACACACACACACAAAAAAAACUCGAUUAAAACUGGUGCUUAACGUUUGAUUAUUACCCACAAUUUCACAGUCUCCGUGUAAACCACUCAACUCAUCUUGUAGCUUAUUUUUCUUCAAAGAGAACGUUUUCUUCGGCUCCGGCCUUCCCCCGCGAGCCAGCGGCGUGCGGCGGGGUCUGCGGCAGGUGGGGGCCGGAGUGGACGGACCUUCCACGGAAGCGAAACCGGACAGAAGCAGGAGCGCGAGCCUGGGGGAGGGUUGAGUUUCUCGAAGCCAUCGGAAGAUGCAAGUUUGUGCCUUUAUUUUUAUUGCUCUGGUGGAUUUUUGUGGCUGGGUUUUCUGGGGUCCGAGGAACGAUGCCUUAAGAAACUACAGAGAGCGGGGUCGGUGGACGGCCCCCCCGUGGCCGGGGGAGCGAGGCGGUGCCCCGGGGCUCCUCCUGCGCCCGGUCGCUCGUUGCGGAAGUGGAGGUGGUUCCAAAAAAGUGGCAGAUACUGUUGGGGUUUUGAAGUCCAACAAAAUUUUAAACGAAUCCAAAGUGUUCUUUUUCUCACGCGUCACGUAGCGACCGAUCGUGUCCAUUUGGUUGUCAGCAUGCCCCAGGCACUUGCAGUGUUAGGGUCGGAAUGCUUUUUAUGAAAAGCAAGUAGCAUGAAGUAUUGCUUAAAUUUUAGGUAUAAAUAAAUAUAUAUAUGUAUAAUAUAUAUUCCAAUGUAUUCCAAGCUAAGAAACUUGAUUCUUAACGAAAUCUUGAUAAAAUAUUUAUAAUGCAUUUAUAGAAAAAGUAUAUAUAAAUAUAUAUAUAUAUAUAUAAAAUAAAUGCAGAUCCUGGAGGUCCCUUACAAACGGAUGACUUGUGAACCAGCCCUCAAGGUGCUCAUGGAAAGGGGUCGUGAUGGAGACUCGUGUCUUUUCGGGCUCCAGAUUGGCUAGAGCUUUCAGAUCGCCAACACAUUCGCCACUGGGCAACUACCCUGCAAGUUUGUACUUUGAUUUCAAUUAUUUUCUAGCAGAAGCCCCUUCCCUCUCCAAGCCUCCAUGCACAUAUGUACCUAAUGAGUUUUUAUAGCAAAGAAUAUAAAUUUGCUGUUGAUUUUUGUAUGAAUUUUUUCACAAAAAGAUCCUGAAUAAGCAUUGUUUUGUGAA
Messenger RNA from Microcebus murinus (gray mouse lemur), 5182 nucleotides. The record is from RefSeq and is a predicted model, not a curated record. NCBI's taxonomy places the organism in Eukaryota, Metazoa, Chordata, Mammalia, Primates, Cheirogaleidae.